AUGGGUGUCUUUGGGUCUGUCAAAUUUGGUUUCUUGAUGCAAGGUUUCUUGGAUCCUGACGGAAUUGCCGUAUUACUAUAUUUCUGGGUUUUAUUCGCUUCUUCGUCAGUGAUGGCUGCCAAAAUUCUUGCCAAUGUGAUUGUAUUGGGCUCGGCAGUGUUGGGCAGGGCUUUCGUCCAAGCAUACCGUCAGGCACUCUCAAAUGCUUCAAAGUCUGGUGUUGCUCGGGAAGCAGUACAGAAUAUCAGAAGAGCAAGCAAAUCUAUGGCUGAACCAGAGGCAAGGCAGGUUCUAGGUGUCACAGAGCAUGCAUCAUGGGAGGAGAUCUCGCAGAGGUACGACAGCUUGUUCAAGCAGAAUGCCACAAACGGAAGCUUUUAUCUUCAGUCAAAGGUCCAUAGAGCUAAAGAAUGCUUAGAAGGCGCUUAUGCGAAGAAGGCUCAGGGGACUACGGAUGCAUAA
Molecule: messenger RNA, 462 nt
Organism: Prunus armeniaca (apricot)
Lineage: Eukaryota; Viridiplantae; Streptophyta; Magnoliopsida; Rosales; Rosaceae
Source: the annotation of a GenBank genome assembly